GAAUCAAUCGAUUUCUCAGUCCAAAUCUCCAAGUGUUCACACCUUAAAAAAGCUUUUUUUCUGUGCGUGUUUUUAAGGUGGGCAAAAUUUCGGUCAAAAUUGGUCCUCUCUCGAGCUGGUGCUCAAAAAUGGGCUGUGCUAUGAGUGCAGAGGAACGAGCUGCCCUAGCCCGGUCCAAACAGAUUGAAAAAAAUUUAAAAGAAGAUGGUAUUCAAGCUGCUAAAGAUAUAAAACUGUUACUAUUAGGGGCCGGAGAAUCUGGUAAAAGCACAAUCGUUAAACAAAUGAAAAUUAUCCAUGAUAGUGGUUUCACCCAAGAGGAUUUCAAACAAUACAAACCGGUUGUCUAUUCCAAUACCAUCCAAUCCAUGGUAGCCAUUUUACGAGCCAUGCCUAAUUUAGGAAUAUCAUUUGGUUCCUCGGAACGUGAAUCGGAUGCUAAAAUGGUGUUUGAUGUCGUUUCCCGAAUGGAAGAUACUGAACCUUUUAGUGAAGAAUUACUUGCUGCAAUGAAACGCCUUUGGGUCGAUGCAGGAGUCCAGGAAUGCUUUGGUCGGUCCAAUGAAUAUCAGCUCAAUGAUUCGGCAAAAUAUUUUCUUGAUGAUCUAGAUCGAUUGGGACAAAAGGAUUACAUGCCAACGGAACAAGAUAUUUUACGGACUCGGGUAAAGACAACUGGUAUUGUUGAGGUCCACUUUUCUUUUAAAAACCUCAAUUUCAAGCUAUUCGAUGUGGGUGGACAGAGGUCAGAGAGAAAAAAAUGGAUCCAUUGUUUUGAAGAUGUAACCGCUAUUAUAUUUUGUGUUGCCAUGUCUGAAUACGACCAGGUUUUACAUGAAGAUGAGACAACCAAUCGGAUGCAGGAAUCUGUUAAACUAUUUGAUUCUAUAUGUAACAACAAAUGGUUCACUGAUACCUCAAUAAUAUUGUUUCUCAACAAAAAAGAUCUUUUCGAGGAAAAGAUUAAAAAAUCACCUUUAACAAUAUGCUUUCCAGAGUAUACGGGAGCCCAAGAGUAUGGUGAAGCUGCGGCCUACAUUCAAGCCCAAUUUGAGGCUAAAAACAAGUCAACCACUAAAGAAAUUUAUUGCCAUAUGACCUGUGCUACGGAUACUUCCAACAUUCAAUUUGUUUUUGAUGCUGUUACCGAUGUCAUUAUAGCCAAUAACUUGAGAGGAUGUGGUCUAUACUAGUUCAAAAGACGUCUUUAAAAGCAAGAGCAACAACAACAACAAAGCAUGAUGAAGGAAAACAAAAUCAAGUCAGAAUGUUCGUGAAACAAAUGAAAUAACCAACAUAAAAUGUUCUGUUUACCAAAGAGGAGGACAGAGACGAAAAGAGGGAAGAAGUAUCAAAGAAGAAGAACCCUUAAAAGAUGAUAAUGAUAAUGAUAAUUUUUGGUUGACGAUUAUAAAAAAAGAAGAAGAAGGAAUAGGAAAAGCAAGAGUCAAAGGAUAGAGGUGAGGAUGGAAAUAGAGAUGAAGAUUAAGGUGAAGGUGAACAAAAAAAGCAGGGAAGAAGAAACAUGAAGGUGAUGCUGUUUAUUAUAUUUGUGAUGGUUGUAGGAGAGGUGAGGAGAGUGAAAAAAGGACCAAGAAAAGAAGAAAAGGUUGGACAUUAAAAGAAACGGUAUAAACUGUGUGGAUGAUAAUGAAAAAGAAAGUAAGAAAUGAGUAAAAUGAGGUUGAAAAUACGAAAAAAAACAAAACAAAUAGGAAUCAACAAAAGACAUGCACAGUCUUAUUCGAACACCUCCUCCUUCUUCUGUUUCGUCUCCAUCUCUUAUCAUCAUCUCUUGGUUUCCUCUUCUUUCUCCUUCUUCGACCUUCUUUCUUUUCUUUCUUUCUAUCCUAUUUUCCCAUAAAGCACACAACACACACUCAACCAACAAACACACAUUCUCAUCCUUAAAGACUCACGACUCAUAUAAACAAAAUCAUUUAAAGCACCACAAACUUUCCCUCAAUCUAACCCAUUCCUUUUACCAUGACAAAUUAAUCUACUAUUAUCUAUAUUUUUGCUUUAUUCCUUCCCUGAGUUCACUUUGCCAUUGGUCAUACAAUUCCCAUCCAUUUCGCUCCAUUCUUGAUUAAACUUUGAUUCAGGUUUCUCAUUUCUGCUUUUCUCAAACAUGAUCAACAAUUAUUAAUACUGUUAUCGUUGCCUCUACAACAAGUGAGAGAAAUCUGUGAGAUUUUUUUUUCUAUCUCACAACCCUGUCCCAUCCCUGAAUACUGGAUUCCUGGUCUCAUUUCAGUUAUCUGAUCUCACUCUUUUCCCUUUCUUCUCCUGAUACCAAUAUUUAAUAGUAUAUUAAAUAUAAAUGUCUAUUUACUCUUUCUCGCUUUCUCCAAACAUGGACCAGCAUGGAAACUAAAUUCCGAUUAAUUUGUCUGAAAGUAAAUUCAGACAGUAUAUGUUGAGUCAUUAACUCUCUCUCUCUCUUUCCCUUUUUUUUCAUCGGCAUCAUCCUCAUCUUUGUCAAUGUCAUUGUCAUCUUCAUCGUCUUCAUCAUCCACCAUCUUGAUCAUCAUUACCGUCACCAUCACCAUUUUAUAAUCAUCAGUAAAAUCAUUUUAAAUCAUUCUUCUCUUUGCUCUUACUUCAAUCAAACCAAAAAAAUCAACCAAAGUCAAUGUCUAAAAAGUCUAUGAACCAACCUCAACAAAACCACGACGAUUUGGGAAAGACUUUCUCAUCAAUAUCAUCGUUUCAUGAUAAAUAUAUAUAAAAACACUCGAAAUCAACAAAGAAACAAAAUGAUACUAACAACAUUCUCUCUCUUCUUUCUUCCUUUGUGUCCAUCUCUCUUUCUAUCUUUCUCUCUCGCUCUCUCUUCACUCAACAACAAAUUCACAACAAACAUACAGCCACACACACAAAAAAACAACAAACAACAGCAUACCAAGAAGCAAAUCAUUCACAAUAUAUACUAUAGUAUAUACACUGUUUUGGAAACUCUGUCGAUUCAAUCUUCUCUAUCGGUCUUCAUCUCUUGCUUAUCAUCUCUUCAAUUUUUAAACUGAUCUCUUUUUGAAAUAUUACUCUUUCACUCUCUCACACUCUGUCUUUGUCUCUCUUUCUCCUUUCUCUCCUUCCCACUCCCAGUCUCUCACUGAUUGCAAAUUCCUAAUUAAUUCUAAUUAUUUCUUUUAUUCUUUGUGCUUUGUGAAUCAAUUCAUUUCUUUGCUUUCAAAUGGUUUCCCUUUUAUUUAUUAUCAUCUAUUUAUUUUCCGUUAAAUCUGCUUUCCUUUCAUUACCUCUUAUCCAGUAAUUAAUCCUUUUUUAUCUUCGUCAUCUCUCUUUGUUGCAUUCAGAACGUUUCUUCUAACUUUUUUGUUUCCAUCAUCAACCUUUAACACUUUUGCUUUUUUACUUCGACAUCUUUUUGCUUAUUUCUCCCUUUACCGUAACGAACAGUUCUAUUGAACUUCGUUUUUCAUUAUUAUUUAUUUAUUUAUUAUCAUUUCUCCGUGAAAUUAUUUUAUUCUGAGAAUUUGUUUUCAGUUUGUCAAUAAAAACACACGAUU
Molecule: messenger RNA, 3530 nt
Organism: Tetranychus urticae (two-spotted spider mite)
Lineage: Eukaryota; Metazoa; Arthropoda; Arachnida; Trombidiformes; Tetranychidae
Gene: Galphao
Product: G protein alpha o subunit
Biological process (GO): adenylate cyclase-modulating G protein-coupled receptor signaling pathway
Cellular component (GO): heterotrimeric G-protein complex; cytoplasm
Molecular function (GO): G-protein beta/gamma-subunit complex binding; GTP binding; GTPase activity
Source: RefSeq, a predicted model, not a curated record